AUGGGGAAAAGAAGGCAAAACAAACAGCUUUUUACAAGUCUUUCUAAAAAACAGAAGAAACACCUAAAAGAGUUUGGAGAAGAGCAUCCAUUUCACGACGUAGUCAAUGACAAAUCUGAAAGGACACAAAUAGUGCAAAUGGCACCAAGCCCAGAACAGUCUGAUGCUGAGCUGGAUGACUUGGAGGAGGAGGAGCCAGAGCACAAAACAGCCUAUCAGAAACUUCUUUGUACUCUGAGUCAACACAACCAAGAUGACCAAAGUGAAGAGAGCAGCGAUGAAGAGGAGGAUCUUGCAGAUGAAGAUAACACUGUCGGUGUGGAUGAAGAUGAUGGCGUUGAAGAGGAAGGGGAGGCGGAGAAGGAAGAACCUGGAGAUAGCGGUGUUGCGCUUACUCAAUCGUUUGAAGGCGAGGGGGAGGAAGUAGGAGGUGAAGAAUUCAUUGACAAGGAGUACGAGUCCCAAUUCUGCCUGGAGACCAACUCGAUUGGUGAAAAAGGGCAAGAAGACGUUGAGGAUGUUACUCAACAAGACAAAGAUAUGUUUUUCCAGCAUUUGGGCACGGAACUCAGUGAAGAUGACGUGCAAAAGAUUACAUCAGGCAGCAAAGCAAAGGCUCAGAUUACGUGGCCAAAACUUGGCUCACUUCUUUGCAUAACACCCUUGGAGAGAUUUGGCGCCAUCCACUCCCACAAAGACACUGAACUCCCAGCUUUCCACAAACUCUUGGAAGGGAAUUACAAGAAAAUAAACAAUUGUGGAAAGUCUAAGGAUGGAGCAGAGGAGACGAGUCCUCUGCAGUUGGAGCUGUUGGCUCUCAUGGGAACGUACAAAGACUUUUACUACUCCGAAACCUGCCCCUUGAGGGUGGGCCCGCAGGUUCGAAGCGCUUACUGCCUCCAUGUCCUCAACCAUGUGCUGAAAGCUAACUCCAGGGUCUUAGCUCACAAUGCCCAACUUAAAGAGAAUCAUCAGCGCAUUAAGAGUGGAGACAUGAAGCAAGCAUCUCUCGAUGAACCAAGAGACCAAGGUCUGACACGGCCCAAGGUCCUGAUUCUCGUGCCGUUCCGUGGCGGAGUACUACUUAUCGUCCAAACUCUUAUAAGCUUGUUGGAGAGCAAAGGCAAGAAGGUGGUAGUCAGCAACAAGAAGCGCUUUAAAGAGGAGUUUGGACAGGCUUCUGAUGACAAUCUAGCCAAUCUGCGGAGACCGGAUGACUACCACGCCACUUUCUCUGGAAACGUGGAUGAUCACUUCAGAAUAGGUCUCUCCAUUAUCAAGAGCAACAUGCGCCUCUACUCCCCCUUCUACUCAUCAGACAUCAUCAUUGCCUCUCCACUGGGCCUUCGUACAGUACUGGGAGCCGAAGGAGAGCAUAAAAGAGACUUUGACUUCCUUUCCUCUAUUGAGAUGCUUGUAGUGGACCAGGCUGAUGUAUUCCUCAUGCAGAACUGGGAACAUGUCCUGCAUGUGAUGAAACACAUGAACCUGCAGCCACUGGAGUCACAUGGAGUGGACUUUUCCAGGGUGCGAAUGUGGAAUCUCAACAACUGGGCCAGACAUUACCGACAAACACUUGUGUUCAGUUCCAUCCAGGACCCUCAGAUCAACAAUAUCCUCACCAAACAGUGUUCCAACUACCGCGGACAGAUUUCAGUUAAGAACAUUCCAAAAACAGGGUCCAUAUGCCAGGUUCUUGUCCAGCUGCCUCAUGUCUUCCAGAUGUUCUCUUCUGAUAGUUUCAUGAAUCAUGAUGCACGGUUUCAGUUCUUUGUUGAUAAAGUGUUGCCUCAGUACAAAGACUCCGUCAUGUCGCACACGCUGAUCUACAUUCCUUCGUACUUCGACUAUGUCCGACUUCGCAACCACAUGAAGAAAGAAGAGAUGAGCUUUGCAAGCGUGUGCGAGUAUUCCAGCAAAUCGGAGGUGUCUCGAGCGAGGCACUUCUUCCUGAAAGGCGAUAAACAGUUUAUGCUAUUUACAGAACGCUUCCACUUCUACAAGAGGUACACUAUCAAAGGGAUUCAGAAUCUGAUCUUUUACGGCCUUCCCGCCUUCCCGCACUUCUACAGUGAGCUGUGUAACAUGCUUACGGCGGGGGCACAGGGGGAGGAAGCCAGUUGGACAUGCACAGCCCUGUACUCCCGCUUUGAUGCACAAAAACUGGCUGCCAUUACCGGUGCACAACGAGCUGGACAAAUGCUUCACUCCAACAAGAACCUCCAUCUUUUUGUUACAGGAGGGGAAGAUAAAUCCUGA
Molecule: messenger RNA, 2259 nt
Organism: Nerophis lumbriciformis (worm pipefish)
Lineage: Eukaryota; Metazoa; Chordata; Actinopteri; Syngnathiformes; Syngnathidae
Source: RefSeq, a predicted model, not a curated record